AUGACUUCACAAGCUGUGAGGAAAACUCUUAAAGAAGUAAAGCCAAUAUUGUCUUUGAACCGCGACGAAGCGCGCAGAAGAGUUUUGAACUUGUACAAGACCUGGUACAGGCAACUACCUUACAUUGUUCAAACUUACGAUAUUCCUGUAAGCGUCGAUAAGUGCAAAAAGAAGUUACGAGAGGAAUUCACCAAAUACUCCGAAUCCAAUGAUAUCAGAUUGGUCGAUAUGUUGGUAAUCAAAGGUCAAAUGGAAUUGAAGGAAGUAGUCAAUGUUUGGAAACAAAAGGGCCACAUUAUGGCGUAUUUCAAAGACACGGUAGAACCGAAACCCAAGGAUUUCCUAUCUAAAUUCCUUAAUGGCAAAGAUUAG
This is a messenger RNA of Phyllotreta striolata, 372 nucleotides long. The record is from the annotation of a GenBank genome assembly. Lineage: Eukaryota; Metazoa; Arthropoda; Insecta; Coleoptera; Chrysomelidae.